AAUGUCUUAAAGGAUUAAAAAGAAGGCAAAGCUCUUGUAAGAAAGUGGACAACCAUCUCUCAUUAACAUUUCUCCCUUUGUUUUGAUACACAAAAAUGCUUCACCAAAUUAUGGAAGAGCAAUGUAGCCCUCUUGGAUGGUCUUACUACUAUCAAGAAGAGGAUAUUGCCGAGUUGAAACACUCACUCUUGUACUCAACUUUGGAGCUCGAAACAUCCAUUGUCUCGGCUCACGAAGAGAUUUCAAGAAAAGAUGAUGAAAUAGUACAACUAAAAUGUUUGUUAUCGAAGAUAAUAGAAGAGAGGGACGAGUUCCAAGCAAAAUGUCAAGAACUUGUCAUGGAAAAGCAAGUGCUUUACCAACAAGUGCAAAUUCAAACACAUUCAUCCAAACAAGAAUGCCCCGUCUCAAGCAACACAACCACUAGCAAUCAAGACGACAAUAUUGACUCGUCGCCCUCUGAUUGCGACGACAACAACAACAACAUCACUAUUGCAUUAUCAGGUUGCAAGGACACUCUGCCGCUGCCAUCAACGCCAGCUCAGGGAUUGUCUUUUUCGGACAUAGCUGACAAGAUAACGCUCUCAAAGCCAUUGCCCGAUAAGGGCAAGUUCUUGCAAGCGGUAAUGGAGGCCGGACCACUUCUUCAAACGCUUCUUUUGGCCGGACCUCUCCCUCAAUGGCAACAUCCGCCGCCACAACUCAACUCCAUCGACAUCCCUCCGGUCACAAUUUCGUCCCCGAAAAUGAAAAUCUUGCAUCAAGAUUCUUGUCUCAUUAGUCCUAAUGGUUCAUUUUCUAACAAGAGAUCUAUGGUUAGUAUGGAAAGCUUAGAUCCUUCACCAAAUUCCAAACACCAAAAAGUUUGCUCACCAUCCAACAUCUAAGCCAAUUCUUCUUCACUACCACCCUCCUCCCCCCCCCCCCCCUCAACCCCUCUUUAAUUUUUAGUCAUAGCACUCAAAAUCCAUCCUUUUGCCAUGCUUAAAAGUGAUGACCAUCUCCAAUUCUUGGAGGGCAAUUAUGCCUACCAAUUAAAGCUUGCUCAUAUUCUUAUUAGUGUUUCUUAGAAACUAAGGAUCUUUAACCCUAUUUUUAGAGUGAGAAAGAGGGUAAGAGAGAGAAUGUGUGUAUCCCUUUAGCCUCUUGAUUUGGGAUGAAGACUUUGAAUUAUUUUUUUUGUAGUAUAGUUAGUCUAAUUUGUCCCCAUAGAAUACAUCAAAUGGGAGGCUUCACAAUGCAAGAUUUUCUCCAAUUGGUGGAGAAAUUGCUAUGAUUUGCAUAUAUAUGUAUAUUUUUAUUUUAUUUUUAUUGCUUUUAUGUGAUGGAGAAUAUAUAAUAUUUAUAUAUUUAUAUUUAUAAAUAUAUUUAGGUAGAGAUUAGUGAAUCUUUGUAGAGAUUAUGGUGCUGUGUAGCAGCAAUCAUUAUUCAGGAGAUGGCUUUAUUUUAAUUAAAGUU
This is a messenger RNA of Andrographis paniculata, 1458 nucleotides long. RefSeq lists its product as uncharacterized. The record is from RefSeq and is a predicted model, not a curated record. The transcript is spliced from 2 exons. NCBI's taxonomy places the organism in Eukaryota, Viridiplantae, Streptophyta, Magnoliopsida, Lamiales, Acanthaceae. Bases 96 to 887 code for a protein of 263 amino acids.